AUGCCAGACCACAUGUCCAUCGGGAACCGCUUCCUGCUGUUCCUCUGCCUCGUCGGCUGCUGCGAUGGGACCUGCCCCAACAUGUGCCUGUGUGUAUCCGACGCCGUUAUCUGCAGCUCCACUGGUCUCACCAAACUCCCCACCUCCUUACCCUCCUUCUCCAUCACCCUGGACCUAAGCCACAACUACCUGUCGUAUCUGGGAGCUGGCAGCUUCGAGAAGAUGCCCAGACUGGAAAACCUUCGCCUUGCCGACAACCAGCUCGUCAAUCUGGGGGACGGGGUCUUCCAAAACGCCACCAGUCUACGAUUCUUGGAUCUCUCCUCGAACAAGCUCCAUGUGGUGGAACAGCACUACUUCCGAGGAAACAUCAACAACUCCCUAAUUACCAUCUUCCCCAAUGGGACUUUGGAGAUACAAUCCGUAAAGGUUAACGAUACAGGGCUUUAUGUAUGCACGGCUCUCGAUGCUAAGCUAGGGGUCAACGCCACGAGGGAGGUGAAUGUCUCGGUAUUGUUGCCCCCGCCGGAAUCAUUCAACACUGGAUAUACGACUCUUCUUGGCUGCGCGGUCACAAUGGUCCUGAUCCUCGUGUACCUCUAUCUGACCCCCUGUCGCUGCAGCUGCUGUAAGCAACCCAAGCCCCCCUCGACGGGCGCCUACGACCCCAGCAGUUUGUCCUCUGUGUUCACCUCGUCCAUGAGGGAGGGGAAGGGCUACAGCGACAAACACGUAGCUUUCCUGGAGCCGAUGAUGAGCUCCGGGGUGGCAGAAGACUGGACGCAGGAAGCUUAG
Knipowitschia caucasica is the source of this 795-nucleotide messenger RNA. NCBI's taxonomy places the organism in Eukaryota, Metazoa, Chordata, Actinopteri, Gobiiformes, Gobiidae. The record is from the annotation of a GenBank genome assembly.